AUGGAUCGAGUGACGUACUACACCCGAACAAUCCCAACCGUAUUACAAGUUCAUGUCGGUAUUGACAAAUUUUGGCAAGCUGUUGACAAUCAGGCAAAUGUGACUUCAAAGAGCAACACCAAACGUACUGCAUCUAAUGAGUUUGUGCAUGGUUCUCCAAUAACUAUCAAAGAUGUACCACGAGAUGAAGAUUUACACACAGGUGCUUGUGACAAUCAAUCAAGUGCGACUUCAGAAAGCAACACCAGACCUGCAGUACCUAACGUGACUUCACAUGGUUCUGCAGAUCGUCUUGAUGCUAUACCAGGAUCUAAGGAUUUGGAUACAGCUGUUGAUGAUCAGACAAGUGUCACUUCAGAGAGUAAAACGACACCUGAUGCAUCUCAUGAAUCUGCGCAUGGUUCUACAACUUCUCUCAAAGAUGUACCAGGAGAUGAAGAUUUACACACAGGUUCUGGUGACAAUCAACCAUGUGCAACUUCAGAAAGCAACACCAGACUUGCAGCACCUAACGAGACAUCACAUGCUUCUGCAGAUCGUGUUGACGGUAUACUAAGACCUAAGGAUUCGGAUACAGCUGAUGACAAUCAGACAAGUGUGACUUCAGAGAGUGACACCACACCUGAUGCAUCUCAUGUGUCUGUGCAUGGUUCUACAAUUUCUCUCAAAGAUGUAUCAGGAGAUGAAGAUUUAUACACAGGUGCUGGUGACAAUCAACCAAGUGCAACAUCAGAAAGCAACACCAGACCUGCAGCACCUAAUGAGACUUUGCACGGGUCUGCUGAUCUUCUUGACGCUAUACUAGGACCUAAGAAUUUGGAUACAGCUGAUGACAAUCAGACAAGUGUGACUUCGGAGAGUGACACCACACCUGAUGCAUCUCAUGAGUCUGUGCAUGGUUCCACAAUUUCUCCCAAAGAUAUACCAAGAGAUGAAGAUUUAUGCACAGAUGAUGAACAUGACAGUCCCGUGAAGACUAGAAGACCAAUUCCAAAAGGUCUAAAUUCUAAAAUCUAUCCUGGUGUGUUCAAGCUUGUACUGGUAACUCACGAAGAGACUGAAACAGGCGUUACAUCAAAGCCUGUACUUCAACAGCAUGAGGUAGUACGUCUAUGCCACAAGAUAGCACCCAAUAAAGUGUCAGCAAAAGCAGAUCCAUCAAAGCUAGUACUUAGUGAGCUUGACGAUAUUUGCUUGAAAGUGAUCGGCAUUUACGGCAAUGAUGAAGAAAUUGUGCAUUUCCUCUGUGAAGAUUGCAAGUUUGAAGAAUCCGUUUAUUCUUUAAAAGAAAACGUACAGGAAUAUCCUCGCGGUCUUUACGCAUUUUUUGCUGAACCAGACAUUCUGUUCGUUAUGUUUUUGCAAAGACAGUCAAGAAUAGAUAAAGCUUCAGGAAUUGAUAAAUUUUCUGUACGAUUUCUUCGAUACUUACGAGAACUAUCUACCCACAUAUAUGUAGUUUUCAACUCUACUCAACUCAAAGAGUUACAAACGCAUUACGAAGAAGAAAAAGACGAAUCUGACGAAGAGCCCAAAGCUUAUAAGAAAAGGCUAGGACCUCAGAAGAUGUUGAGCAUUAGCAAUGAUAUGAAGUUGGUGCCAGACUUUCAGUGCAAUUUGCUGCAACCCUUUGAUGUAUCAAAGUCAACUGAUUUGAUAGCUUCAUACGGUCACGAAGGAUACGCAAUUUUUCAAACCGAAACAUUGACGGCACUUCGACUGGAAUGCAUGCGACGAGCAGAUUUCCAUGCAAGCUCAAGUGAAUUUGCUACAGUUGAAUCUCCGGUGAUGGUACCAAUUGAUUUUCCAUUUAUCAACUUUAAAGAACUACUGUGUCUUCAUUGUGUGGAUACACCAUCUGAAAGGUGUUUGAUAGCAGUUAUUCGAGGAAGUAAUAAUGACUGUGAUAAAGUAUUUGUAUUUGGUGGUCGUGUGAUGAAUUUUAAACGACCAAUUCGCUUUUUCUUUAAAAUUGUGCCAACAGCGUUUGCGUUUAGGCGUAAACUUAUCGGCUGGUACGACAAAGAAAAGAAGGAAGUUUGCGUUUACAAAAUGGCUACCGAUUAUAGGAAAUUGCCACAAGUUUGUUGUGUGCCACUUCGACAGAAUUUAGAGGUAGACGAAAUAAAAUUUCAAGAGUUCCUCAAAGACGAUCGACUUCUCAUUAUAGACUGUCGCAGUCGAGGAAGAAUAGCCGACUUAAACAGAAAAGAAGUGGUUGGAGAGUUUGAUUUACCGGACAGCCUACUCGACUUGUGCAGCAUCUCGUCGACCCAAUUAGUAUGUGCUCACGGAGAUUCCAAUAGUAUCAGUUGCACUGUUUUGCAAAUCGAAACUUCACGUGUAUCCCCAUUAGGAGCUACUAAGAUAGACAUGCCAAAUGUUCAUUUGCAAACAUUGAGAAUUAUCAAGUUACACGGUCAUUGCUACUUUACCGCAAUAGAUUCUCACACUUUAAAAUUAGUAUCGUGGAGGAAAACGACUGCAGCUGAUGAUAAACAAAUUAAACAAGCUGGAAUGAAGGUUGCUAGCCCUGCAGACAUGAUGAAAGGGUUCCAAACUAUCUUUGACGAAUAUUCUGUACGUCACUGUUACGAAACCUUUGUGAAACCUUUGUCUUUGUCAUUUCCAGUUUAUGACAGUAGCACGUCUUUUAUUUCCAGGGUCACAUCGAGCAUGAGAACACGAAUACAAGACUAUUUGUGCAAGACAAAAGAAAACAUGCACAAGAAAGUAGACGAAAUCAAGCUAGAUAUCAGUGCUUUUAAUUCAGCCGAUGCACUAAAAUUACAGCUGAACGUUGGAGCCGUAUCUCUCGGGGACUGGAUACGUCAACUCGUUCCCACUGUCCCAGCACAGAUCGCUAGAAUUGAAAGUCGUGGUCUCGUACCGGUAAAGACCGACGGGUCUAAACUUGUUGUUGAAAAUGAUGCAAGUAUUGAGCAAAUGGUUCCGAAUAUGUCGUUUGGUUUGGUCGAAACACUUUUUGCAGACGCGGCACGAAAGCAACUGCCCAUAAAAGUAGUUUCUGCACAAGGAAAGCAAAGCACGGGGAAAAGUUAUUUUCUUAAUCAUCUUGCAGGUGCUCAUUUUGACACCUCUGGAUGGCGAUGUACCGAAGGGAUUUGGAUGUGCGCCAAGGUUUUACCAGAUUUGCUUUUGGUUCUUCUUGAUUUCGAAGGCCGUAGCACCGAAGAACGGACGGUUCAAGAAGAUUGUCUAAUGGCCAGUUUUGGUGCAGCUCUUAGUUCAGUCGUGGUUAUGAAAAACGAAAUUCGCGUGGAAGGGAAUGACAUCGAUUUUUUAAGUAAAGCUCUCAAAGAAGCAGCACAGCGUCUUUCUACAGGAAAUUUUCGAAGCAACGCGUUGUUCAAUGGAACUUUGUGUUUUGUACUAAAAGAUGUAAGUCACCGUGACGAGGAAGCAGUAGGCGAAGUUCAAGAGAAAAUUAAGAAUCGUAUGUCUAGUGUAAUUCGAAACAUUUCUAGAGAUGAACCAGAAAUAGUUGGCGACGCUGACAAACUAAGAAAAGAACUUUUUGAUGACUGCGUUGUUAUUUGUCAGCGACCUUUGACUAGUAAGCACUUCUAUAAAGGUUUAGAUGCAGUUAAGGAAGAAAUUGAUAACAAAUCGCCUAUUUCUAUUCCUCACAGCGAAAUGGUGAUUACGAUGAAAUCUAUUCUUGCCAAUUUACAUUUGAAAGGUGUUAUAAACGCCGAGGACACAACAUAUACCCUUCUAGAAGAUCGCCUUUAUCGACACAUGGAAAAUGCAGUUGCAUUUGGAGCCCAAUCACUUGCGGAUGAUGGUAAUGUCAUUGAACAUCUUACCGCUCAUGAAGGAGACUGUGCAGUUAUUGAAGACUGGACGGACUCACAGUAUUUGAUUCUUCAAGACCCAAAACUACAUCUGUGCAUUUGGAUACCCGCGAAGGAAGCCGCCAGCACUAGUCGAAAUACUUUGUCUGUCAACGUGCAACAAGAACAAUCGUUGUUGGAAGCAUACCGUAAAAUGGGAAGAAAACGAGACAUGGACGACACCAAGUGGGUACUCCAACUACAAGAAUUCUAUUCAGCGUUGAUUGAUAGACGCAUUAAGAGAGUUAAAAAAUGGAUUAGCUUAAAUCUUCCAUCUGAGAAAUCUCUCAACGAGACACUGAAACGGCGAAAGCAAAAUUUUUGGGAAAUAUGCAAUUCACGUUACUUUGAGCCUCUCCGAAAUAUUUGGAAGAUUUGCAAAUCCAUUUGCAGCCACAGAGAAAGCGUCGACAAACCGUGUUCGCGGUUGUGUAUCAGGCUUGCAGUUCUAUGUCAAUGUAAUACAAAAGGUUGUGACCUCUGCGACUGCCUUGAGCAGAAUCACUUGUGCGACGAGGAAUGCUUUUACUGCCUCCGCGGAAGAGAAUGCGAUUCGCAAAAUCCUAACCGUUGUGGACUAGGAGCCAAACACAAAGGCAAUCACGACUGUAGAAAAACAAAACACUUGUGUAGUCAACGUUGUUGGAAACGAGAUAUAUCUCAUGGUUGUAAUAUAUACUGUCAACGCAGCAUUGUCGACAAUCACUCUGAUCACGAAUGUGAAGCUGAACACAAGUGCAUGAAAAAGUGUUCUGCUCCAGAUUGUAGUUUUCGUUGUAGUCUUGAUUUGGGCCACGUUCAAGAUCGUUACAAAGCACACGACUGCGGCGAGAAACGCUGCUUAGUAGAAUGUUGCAUGGAGGGAUGCAAUGCGAUUUGUCACAACAGCGACCACUUCCAUGGCCCUGUUGCACACUUCUGUAGCAAACCUCAUCCUUGCGUUGGAUAUCUGUGUUCGGUUGAGGUUGGUCGCUGUAACAACAAAGGGUCACAUGAGAAGCUUCCGUGCUCAUUGGAAAUAGAAACAAGACAAUUAGAGCACGUGGGACAUCACGAUUGCAAAACCGAUCAUUUCUGUGAUGAACAAUGUCCAUGUGGAUGCUCAGAAUAUUGCGCAAGAAGGUUGAACAAGAGUACAGACGAACCUACAGGUCAACGCGUGUUUCAUGCUCACAACGGAGCUUGCACUACUAGGGCACACACCUUCUCUAAUGGUACGGUAAAAGUGUUUCAAGAAACAAUCGAAAUCUUGUCGGAAAGCGUUCUUAAAGCCAUACAAACAGGUGCGAUAUCAAUGACAAACGAUGCUGUCACAGAGCAUCUACACAGUUUUGAAGAGCCUGAAAGGACUGUUGGUGAUGAAGAUGAUCAGUUUCAAGGAUUUUGCGACGCUGGUUUGAAACUCUGUGACUGGUUAGAAGAUUCCGUCAAUAUGAGAUUGACAGUGUUGCCAUCGACAGCUGAGGUUUUGAUACGACAGUACAGAAUCAACUUUCGUACAAGUAGAAAAGGAAAUGACAAGCUCUGGACUGAAAAUUGUCAGAGCUUUAUUAAAUCUGUCAUCGAUCGGAGGAUUACUAGAGUAACCUCUUGGAUUGAGAUCAAUUUUCCUGCUAGAGAACGUCUUAGCAGCCAACUUUUGUUGAUGUUAGAUGGUCUUAUUAAAAGAUACAGAACGGUUUACUUUUCUGAUUUGAUUAAUGAAUGGACGCUCUGUAGAAAUGUUUGCCGGCAAAAGACAGGAAGUUCUGUGCGAUGUCAACGAGAAUGCUUACGUUUAAAAGGAAUAUGUUCCGAUGACACGUCAAACUGCCAUUGCUUAGAGAAAAAUCAUAGUUGCACAAAUAGUUGUGAUUACUGUCUCAACUCUUUAUCUGGUUUGUCUAAUCCUAAACGUUGCAAUCUUGGAGCCGAGCACGAUGUCAAUGUGCCACACAGGUGUGACGAACUUAGUCACAAAUGUAAAAAGAAAUGCUCAAAAUGGCAAGCACGAAAUUGCAUGAAAAUAUGCAAUAUUGCUUAUGAAACCAACCACGAUCGGCAUCUUUGCAGUGCUGGCAACAAGCACAAAUGUACAAAAAUAUGCUCAGGCUGCGACGACACUUGUGAUCUCGAGUUCGAGCACGAUGUCACUUCAAGUCACACUUUACACAGAUGUACUAACCGACGGUGCAUUCAUCGUUGCGAAGUAAUGGGCUGUGAUCGCCUAUGCGUGGAGGAUCAUUUACACUUUGUUGAAGUGCCCCAGUCAUCCCAUUUCUGUGGAAAUGAACAUGAUUGUGUUGAUCAGUAUUGUUCUGUGAAAGAAGGACGUUGCCAAAAAACCGAAACAACUUCUGCUCCAUGUUCUAUCCGCAUUCCAUCUAAACAGCAUUCUCACAAAGAAUCUCAUUACUGCAGACUUGUUCACUACUGCAACCAGAAAUGUCCUUGUGGCUGCGAUAAACUGUGUACUACUAAAAUGCAGAUUCCAGAAACCGCAACUCAGACUAUUUGUUUUAAGAAACACGACGGUUUUUGUAAUACAGGAAAGCAUACAUUUGCUGACUCUCCAGUAACGGGACUCAAACAGAUUCUGGAGAAAAUGGAAGGUGAAGUCAAGCAGAAAAUGGCAGUUGGAGUUACAGAAAUUUCAAAAGAUGAGUUAGUAGUUGUUAGUCAUGGAGGUUCGAGAGAGGAUACAUUUCGUUUAUGUAAUGUUGUAGGAAAACAAGUUAAUGUUACACACCAGUUACUAGUUCUAUUAAUUGCUGCUUUCAAGAAGAAAAGGAAUCGUGACGAGGAAUCUGAUUCGCGAUGGAAAAAAGGUCUAGAAGACUACAUACAUAGUAUUCUCGAAGAGCGAAAAAAGAGCGUACUAAAAUGGAUAGGAAAGAAUCUACCCCAAAGUGAGUGCUUAAACUCAGAAGAUGUAACUUCAUCGCUGAAUGAAUUCAAAGAGCGUUGCAGCAUUGAGAUAUUUGACCGCCUUCAAGAGCAAUGGAAAUUGUGUUCUCGAACUUGCUCCCUCCGUGAAAAAGACUGUGAAAGAUGUCAAAGAACUUGCAUAAAACUUGCAACUGAAUGCUUUGCUAAUGGAAGAGGAGAAGGCUGUGACUGCCUUGAAUACGAUCAUCGAUGUACGCAUGACUGUUCACAUUGUGUAAUAGCGUUUGGCCUGCAAAACAAAAGGAAAUCGUCACUAGAGUCUCGUUGUCGCCUUGGAGCAAGGCACAAUAACCAGCAUCUGUGCUACAGAGCAGAGCAUCGAUGUCCGGAAAAGUGUUCAAAGUUUAUGGCACGAGGUUGCUUAGGAGAUUGCUCAUACGAACUCGAAAACCAUCCAGAAUUGCACCUGUGUAGCCCAGGGUCUAAUCACAAAUGCACAGAAUUUUGUUCAGCUGAAAAAGUAGGAUGCAACAAGCUGUGCGACAGAGAAUUCGAACACCAGCUAAUGCAAAACGGCGACUUACAUUUCUGUGGUGAACGAAAAUGCGUUCAAAAGUGCAGACAUGCUGGAUGUUCGCGUCGCUGUGCAAAUAAAGAUCAUUUACAUGAUCUAAAUAACCGUGACAGUCAUCUAUGCGAUAAGCAACAGCACGACUGCGAUAAGACUUGCAACGUUCAAGGUGGUCUCUGUCCAGGUCGCAGUUACGCGUCCACGAAUCCUUGUGUCGUACCCAUUGACCAUAGUGAAAUAUCACACAAAGGACUUCAUUAUUGCGGUCAAAUUCACCUUUGCGACAAACGCUGUCCUUGUUGUGAUGCAUUUUGCAAGAAAGUAUUAGUCUCCGUCAAAGAUGGGCAACAACGCAUUACUCGAUUCACAAACCAUGAAGGUCUUUGCAAUACCGACGCACACCAAAAAGCCAAGAAGUUAAAGAUAGAAAACUCAUUAGGUUAUACUGAAGCUUCCAGCGAGGGAGAAUGGUGUGGAAAUGUCUGCCUUCGGCUCGGGAGAGGUCAUCUCCACAUUGUUCCAUGCAAAAGAGAUGACAAGAUCUGCACUGGCCAUCACACUGUAGUAGACGAAAGUGGUCAGCGUUUAGAUCAAGUGCUUCAUAGCACAUUUUGGGAACAUUUUGCUCAUUUUGAAGAUCCAUGCAAAGACAGAGAACAGCAAGAAAUAUUUAAUAUGUGUCCAACGUACUGCUCGUCAAAAUCAGAAAGCGAAAUACAAGCAAACACACACAGCGAGUGCUUUUGCAAGAUGGAACGUUGGCACGACGACAUUAUUGAAGACACUGAUGUGGACGGCCAUGUACUAGAUGGGCAUCAGUUUGGGUGUCGUCACCACAAGCACAUAAUUGUACUAGUGGAUUGGUCAGAAUCCAUGACUAGGGAGAUGGAUAAGGAUAAAGAUUUGGAGGCGACCCCAUCUAUGUCGCACCCUGCAGCAUGCUCGAAGCGUACUCGUUUGGAUAGGGUAAAAAAUGCCACAAUAAACUUUUUGGAACAACUCAACAAAACAUCGCAGACUUUUAUAGUCUCUGUAAUAUGUUUCUCUAACGAAGCACGAGUUACCAUAGACAGUGCAGACGUAGCAACUGCUUGCCAAAAGCUGUCGACUACUGAGUGGACUGAGAUUAAACACCUCGGAACAAACUAUCUCCCUGCUAUCGAACAGGUAAAGUCAAUCCUAAUUUCUCGUCAAAAUUUGAGGGAAGGAGACGAUACUUACUAUAAACCAGCAAUCUUUUUCUUGAGCGAUGGCGAGGCGAAUGACCCGGACAGAGAUCCUAUAUAUGCUAAGACUAGAGAGUUAGUUCAACUAUACGACGCUACAUUUAGCACGUGCCUUUUUGGGCCUGGCGAAGGUAACGGUCGAGAGACAUUGGUGAAAAUGUCAGAGAGCGGAUGUUCAAACUUUUACGAAGCUCCUACAGGUAAAAAGCUGCAAGAAGAUCUUAACGCCUUCAAAGCGUCUCUCUACAAGACGAAAACUAUCAGUGGAUACAAAUGACUGAUGGCAGAUAGUGCUAGUAAUACUAAACGGAAGACAACAGACUGUAUGACUAGUGGAGCUAUACUGCUGAACAUUUUACGAUCCAUUUUAUUAAUUUGUUCUUUCACUAUCAUUUUAAUCAUUUUUAAUGUGUCUAGAUUUUGUUAGUUGGGCUCGUCAGCUGUGACUGUUAUGUUGUGUGUAUGUAUUGGUGUGUAGACAUUUUUAUUUCAGCUAGCUGGGACGCGUGGAAAAUUUUACAAUUGCUUUUGCAUAUUAGACAAUUACAGGGUUGUUCUUGUUAUGU
This is a messenger RNA of Corticium candelabrum, 9088 nucleotides long. RefSeq lists its product as uncharacterized. The record is from RefSeq and is a predicted model, not a curated record. Bases 1 to 8799 code for a protein of 2932 amino acids. The transcript has 9 exons. Gene Ontology annotation, molecular function: GTP binding; GTPase activity. Lineage: Eukaryota; Metazoa; Porifera; Homoscleromorpha; Homosclerophorida; Plakinidae.